This is a messenger RNA of Thermothelomyces thermophilus ATCC 42464, 1985 nucleotides long. RefSeq lists its product as uncharacterized. Gene Ontology annotation, cellular component: membrane. The record is from RefSeq and is a predicted model, not a curated record. Bases 153 to 1859 code for a protein of 568 amino acids. NCBI's taxonomy places the organism in Eukaryota, Fungi, Ascomycota, Sordariomycetes, Sordariales, Chaetomiaceae. Gene Ontology annotation, molecular function: transmembrane transporter activity. The transcript is spliced from 4 exons. Gene Ontology annotation, biological process: transmembrane transport.
UAAGGAUGUCGUUUACCCAUGGCAAGGUCUCUCUCUUGUUCAUCUGCAUGAACGUUCUCGCUCAUCCCACUCUCCUCCGCCGCCCUCCCAGCCUCAAGCGGCGGUUCCCCUUGACCUCCCAUGGGUGCACCUCAGGCUCGACGUAGUAUAACAUGUCGUCGACGCCUUCAACAUACUGCCCUGAGCGGGCGGCACCUGAACCGGCCCAGGACAAGGACGAACCGGCAACCCUUCCAUCGCCGAGCUCGGAGAACUCGGAGGUAAGCCAUGCCGCCGUGGCUACCCAGGAGAACAACGAGAACCUGACGUCCGGCCUUCCCUUUUCGAAAGCGCGAUGUUUUGGCCUCGUGGCUACGUUGACGGGUGCCAGCUUCUUGAAUAGCAUGUCAGGGCAAGCAGUGGUCAUAAUUCUCCCCACAAUCGGCCGAGAGCUCGGUAUCCCGGAGUCGCGGCUGCAGUGGGUCUUGUCAGCGUAUUCACUCGCCUUUGGAUGCUUUCUGCUCUUCUGGGGGCGAGUAGCCGAUAUCUACGGAAAACGCAAAAUCUUCGUCGCCGGCUCGGCCUGGCUUGCUGCCACAACCCUUGUCAAUCCCUUCUUGCCCAACGAGAUCGCGUUUGAUUUGUUUCGAGGUCUCCAAGGACUGGGUGCUGCUGCAAGCGUGCCGACGGCGAUAGGAAUUCUGGGCACAACAUUUCCUCCCAGCAAGGCCAAGAACUAUGCUUUCAGUUGUUACGCUGCCGGCGCUCCGCUCGGUGCCGUGCUUGGAAAUAUACUUGGUGGCAUCAUCGCCGAGUACGUCUCUUGGAAAUGGGUGUUUGUGGCAAUAGCUCUGGCAGCUUUUGCCAUUACUGCAGCUGGAGUAUUCGUCAUCCCGCCCUCUGAGCGCGCUGGCAGCGACGGUGGUGCCGAAAAGCCGUCCGUCGACUGGUUGGGGGCCGUCUUGAUUACCGUCGGCCUGCUGGCUCUCCUCCUGGCCCUGACAGAAGGGAACGUCGUAGGAUGGAGGACGCCGUGGAUCUCCGUGGUUAUCGUUGUAUCCGUCAUGCUCGUCGCCCUCUUCGCCUUUUGGCAGCACCACCUCGAAAAGACGGGCAAAAGAGCGCCAAUCUUGAAGGUGUCCAGCUUCCGAAACCCACAGUUCAGCGCCGCCAUGGGCACCAUGGCACUCUUUUUUAGCAGUUUCAACGGUUUUCUUGUGUACGCGACCUACUUCUACCAGGACUACCAGGGGCUCUCCCCGCUGAACACGACACUGCGGUUCCUACCCACCGGCAUCAGCGGCUCCAUCACGGCCGCCGUCGUCUCGCAGCUACUGGCGCGAGUGCCGACGUACCUCUUGCUGGCGUUCGGCAACGCCUCUGUGUCCCUCUCGGCGCUGCUCUUUGCAGUCCCCAUCCCUCCAGAGACUACGUACUGGGCCUGGUCAUUCCCGGCCAUGAUGAUCUCGGUUUUUGGAGCCGAUACGACGUGGCCGUGCCUGGUUCUCUUCACCAGCCACUCACUGCCGCCCCAAGACCAGGCUCUCGGAGGUGCGCUCGUCAACGCAAUGGGCCAGGUCGGCCGAGCCAUUGGGCUGGCGGUAGCGACGGCGAUCCAGACGGCAGUCAUGUCCACUGAGAGAGGAGUGAGCGUGGAGGAGGCAGGCUCUGUCCAAGUGGGUGAUCGGGCUUCGCUGCUGGGCCUUCGGGCCGCCGAGUGGUGGAACUUUGGGCUGGGCAUUAGCGCGCUGGCCGUGGUGUUGGUUGCGUUUAGAGGGACUGGGAUCGUGGGGAAGGCUGGAGUCGCAAAGCCAAGUGACUCGGAAGGGCCGGAACUUCCAGCAGAGGGCCGCAAGCAAGAACAAGCUGCCGCCAGCUAAGUGCAAGACAUACACUCUUCCCCGUGUCCUCCCCGGUGCCUCACGCGCAGCGCGUUCGUGUUGCAGGCUCGCACAGCAAGCUGGCUACCUGCGGUGUUGAACUGACGGGAUUUCAGCAGCAAUAUU